Chrysochloris asiatica (Cape golden mole) is the source of this 900-nucleotide messenger RNA. It is a transcript of the gene NAA80, whose product is annotated as N-acetyltransferase 6 (GCN5-related). Gene Ontology annotation, molecular function: N-acetyltransferase activity; acetyl-CoA binding. Bases 46 to 900 code for a protein of 284 amino acids. Gene Ontology annotation, cellular component: cytoplasm. The record is from RefSeq and is a predicted model, not a curated record. The transcript is spliced from 2 exons. NCBI's taxonomy places the organism in Eukaryota, Metazoa, Chordata, Mammalia, Afrosoricida, Chrysochloridae. Gene Ontology annotation, biological process: protein acetylation.
CCCAGCCUAUCCAAGCCGACCCCAACCCCAGACCAUGCAUACUGGAUGGAGCUGAUCCUGAGUCCCAAACCAGCUAAGCCGACUCUACAUCCUGCGUGCCAGUCAGAGUUGAACUUGGAUCUCACACACCAAUCAGAGAUGCCCCUCAGUCCUCAUUCAGCUGAGAUGAUUUCAGAUCCUGCACACCAGCCAGAGGAGACCCAAUUUCCCAACCUGGCCCAGUUGACCCUGGAGCCUGUGCACUGCCGACCUGAGCUCCUGGAUGCUUGUGCUGAUCUCAUCAAUGAGCAGUGGCCUCGCAGUCGAGCCUCUCGCUUACACUCCCUAAGCCAGUCCUCAGAUGCCUUCCCACUCUGCCUGAUGCUGCUGAGCCCCCGCCCCACACCUGAGGCACCUCCUAUUGUAGUGGGCCAUGCUCGCCUGUCACGGGUGCUAGGCCGGCCCCAGAGUCUCCUGGUAGAGACAGUGGUGGUGGCCCGGGCCCUGAGGGGCCGUGGCUUUGGCCGCCGCCUCAUGGAGGGCCUGGAGGUUUUUGCAAAAUCCCAGGGCUUUUGCAGACUGCACCUCACUACCCAGGAUCAGAUGCAUUUUUACGCCCACCUGGGGUACCAGCUGAGUGAGCCUGUGCAGGGCCUAGUUUUCACCAGCCGAGAGCUGCCUACCACCCUACUCAGUGCCUUUCCCAAGGCCUCCUAUUCCCAGCCACCUUGUAAGGCCCCUAAGCUGACUGCCCAAGCUGCCCCAAGAGCCCCCAAAGGGUUCCCAUUGCCACCACCCCCUCCCUUGCCUAAGCUUCUGACCACCCCAACCCCAGUAGGCUCCUGUCCACAAAACCUACUAGAGAGACGAUACAGAGACCUGAGGGGCCGUACCAUCUUCUGGAUGGAGAAAGACAUCUGA